Molecule: messenger RNA, 426 nt
Organism: Emiliania huxleyi CCMP1516
Lineage: Eukaryota; Haptophyta; Isochrysidales; Noelaerhabdaceae
Exons: 1
Coding region: 1-426 (141 amino acids)
Source: RefSeq, a predicted model, not a curated record
AUGGCGGUCGUGUCGGACGACCAUGCGCAUGAACGCUUCUGCGCAGAAGGCCUCUCCCUGCCGGCUUCUGCCUCGCCGCGGGUGAUCACGCACGACGAGGUCAGGCAGCACAACGGUCGAGGCGGAGAGAACUUCUGGGCAGUCGUUGAUGGAUAUGUUGUGGACGCUACCGACAUGGUCAACUCUCACCCGGGAGGCCUGAAAAAGCUCUUGACGACCGACGCGGCGGGUGUAGGGGCGUCGGGCAAAGCCUUCGGCUUCAGCUUUACGCGCGGCAGGAACGCGCACUUCCCCCAGACCGGCAAGAGCUUUCACGAGGGCGUGCAGGCCUUUCUGAACGGCAGAGGCGAGCCAUUUUUGCCUCCCGUCGAGGUGACCUUCUCUUCGCACGGCAAGGUCGUCAUACUGGGCCGAUUGCAGUCAUGA